AUGAACGAGCUGAACGCUGUUUCGACAAACUCCAGUGACUCCACUAAGAACGGUGGUACUUCCAAUAGUCCCGACGAUAUGGACUCCGCAGCAGCAGCUAGUCACGCAAUAAAGAAAAGAACAAAGGCCUCUCGGGCAUGUGAUCAGUGUCGUAAAAAGAAGAUUAAAUGUGAUUAUAAAGACGAAAAGGGUGUCUGCUCAAACUGUCAAAGAAAUGGAGACCGUUGUGGUUUUGAAAGGGUUCCUUUGAAAAGAGGGCCCUCGAAAGGCUAUACGAGGAGCACUAGCCAUCCGAGGACUAACGAAAUACAAGACCACAAUAACGCAAGAUCAUAUAAUACGUUUGAUAACGGUAACAAUACGAACAAUAGCAUGAGCAAUAGCGGCAACAACGCUGUCAAUAGUAACACUGUCCCAAGUACUCCUUCGAGAUCUAAUUCAGUUCUAUUGCCUCCACUAACACAGUACAUUCCUCAAGCUGGUGGCGUGCCUCCUGGUUACUCGAACUCAGCGAUUCAACCAACCAUACCCGCCGGUAAUAUUGGGCAGCAGCAGUUUUGGAAAGUCCCCUACCAUGAGUUUCAACAUCAAAGAAAGGGAUCUAUUGAUUCUUUGCAAAGCGAUAUAUCGGUAAGAACAUUAAAUCCGAACGAACAGUUGUCUUAUAACACUGUUCAACAAUCCCCCAUAACGAAUAAAACCACUAAUGAUUCUGGCAAUGCAAACGGGAGUAUCGCCGGCUCAGGUAGUGCCUCUGGCAGUGGUGGUUACUGGUCCUUUAUAAGAACUUCUGGUUUACUAGCUCCUACAGAUGACCACAAUGAGGAACAGACAAGAAGAUCAAGUUCCAUACCUUCUUUGCUACGAAACACUUCAAAUUCUCUUUUAUUAGGUGGCCAGCCUCAGCUUCCCCCACCCCAGCAACAAUCACAGGCGCAAGCGCAACAAAAGCUACAACAAGGACAGAAUCUAUACUCGUAUUCUCAGUUUUCCCAGCAGCAACCGUACAACCCAUCGAUAUCAUCUUUUGGUCAAUUUGCCGCCAAUGGAUUUCAUUCCAGACAAGGAUCAGUUGCCAGCGAGGCUAUGUCCCCCAGUGCACCUGCCAUGUUUACGAGUACAUCCACAAAUCCUGUAAAUGUUGCACAGCAAACACAAAGACUUCAAGGACAGGAGGUGCCGCAAUUUUCAUCCGACUUGGAUGUAAAUAAAAGGCGACAAUCAGCCCCAGUAUCGGUAACAAUAUCUGCGGACAGACUGAAUGGUAAUGAAAAUAAUAAUGGCGAUAUUAGCAACCAUAAUGGUAGCAAUAAUAGCGGUUCUUCUAAGGAUCCAUCUCAACAUUCCCAAGAAUCUGUAACGACACCAGCAGCCUUAGAAGCAUCCAGCCCCGGAUCCACACCGCAAAGAAGUACAAAAAAGCGCAGGAAAAGUUACGUAUCCAAGAAGGCGAAGCCAAAGAGAGAUUCUUCUAUUUCUAUAACAUCCAAAGAUUCUUCUCACCCAAUGACAACUAUCGCGUAUGGACAGAUAUCCGAUGUGGAUCUGAUAGAUACUUACUAUGAGUUCAUACAUGUAGGAUUUCCGAUCAUACCUUUAAACAAAACGACCUUGACCAGUGAUUUAUUGUUAGUUAACACUCAGCCAAUUUCCAAUAUACACGAAGUCAAUUCAUAUGUUAUUCUGUGGUUCAGAAACUCAUUGGAAUUGUUAGUUCGUGUGGCUCUGAAACAAAAGCCAGGUGGCAAAUUUUUUGAUAAUAUUGUUGGCAUGCCUAUGUCACCAGGAAAUGACAACAACAAAGCUGGGUUCACCACAGCCGCGGCAAGAGAUGAUACUGAGAAAACAAGACGUGAUUCGCAUAAUGAAGUACAGGAUACUUUAGAAGUACAAAGCGUUUUUAUUGCCGCUCUUAAUGAAUGUUUUCAAAAAAUCGUAGAUAUCCAUCCCAAAUUCAGAGAAAACAACGACCAAAUUUCGCCGAAGAUCAAGGUUAUCUAUCUAUCCACUUUUAUUCUUUUAAAUUACAUAUUGGCAUUUGUUGGAUACGAUAAUUCAUUCGUACUGGGAAUGUCAGUAACAAUUUUCAACGAAUUUAAACUAUACAAACUAUUGCUGUUUCCGGAGCCAGAUAUUAAUGAUGCGACGGCCCCAGUUGAUGACGAGGUUAACACGCGAAAUGAGAAUACAAAAACGUCCGAAUUUGAAAUUGGAUCAGAAAGUGCUGGGCAUAUGAAUCCAUCCAAUUCACCAAACUCCAUGGACGAAAAUAUGAGUCAUUAUUCAGUGCUAUUCAAAAGAUUAUACGUCUUGCUUUCAGUUUUUGAUUCUUUACAGAGCUGUGCAUUCGGUGGGCCCAAGCUAUUAAACAUUUCCAUCCAAGGUUCUACAGAAAGGUUUUUUUCUAAUGAUUUAGCCUCAAAAUGGUGCCUAGAGCAGAGCCAAUUGAGAUUGAAAAGCGUUUUGCAAAGUUUGAAAUUGGGUGAGUUGAUGAGUGAGCUGACCAGAAAUAGAAUAUCAAUGAACGCGGCUAGGAAGCCUGGGUUCGAUAUUGCCAAAUCUUCUUCAUUAUUGUCGGAAUAUGUGGAGACUCAACCCAUAUCGGUAGCGCAAUUAUUUUGUAAACUAUUAAUUGGAAAGCACAAUUUCAUUAACUGUUUAUUGUCGUUAUAUGAUUCAGAAACGGAAGUCUACUCAGAACUAACGUUGGACCUGAGUUCGAAAAUAGCAGAUUCUCUGUGUUCAUUAAUAUCAAUAAUUUUGCAAGUAUUGACAUUGAUAUUAAGACUAAACCCCACAAACAGUAUUGAUUUUAACUAUAGACCUCCGAACCCGCCCACUAAUGACUCUACGGUACAAGAGACCCCAUCUGCUAUGAGCUCGUCCCCAGUGACUGGUAAUGUCGACGCUGCACCUCCAUCCGAGGGGAACCCAGAUUUUUACAAGAAAUUAUUGGGCUUGAAACAAGACACUGGUACAAUCCUUUCAGACCUGUGCCGGGGAGUAAUUUCCCCUUUUGCUAUUGCCAUCCUGCACGAAGUCUACAACAUCACCGAACUGGUCAAGCAAAUGCCUACAUCACUCAUUAGCAUAAUGAUGACAGCCACUACCACACAGAAUACCCAAGACACCAAGAAGUCACAGGACUUGGUCAUGAAGCUGUCAAACUCGAUGAAUGAAGUAGUUCAGAUUACCAGCGUGCUUACAAUGAUCAAGCCGUUCAAGAUCUUCGAGCAUGAACUCAAUAAGCCCAUUAUGUCCUUGACAGGAGGACUUUCACCUGCUACCAGAAACGACGUCAUGUGGACAAGAUCAGGCCAAAGCCUCCGCGAGUCAUCAGUUAUGAAGGCAUUGCUUGAAGAACGCCGUACUUUGAGCACACAACCGACAACGGCGCCAGCAGCCGCAGUGGAGUCCAGGCUUGAGAACGUUGCCCUGGAAAACUUCGUCAGUAUCGGCUGGAAGCUGUUGGACGAUUCCGAGUUAGGUUGGUACUGA
Molecule: messenger RNA, 3498 nt
Organism: Saccharomyces paradoxus
Lineage: Eukaryota; Fungi; Ascomycota; Saccharomycetes; Saccharomycetales; Saccharomycetaceae
Gene: RGT1
Product: Rgt1p
Exons: 1
Coding region: 1-3498 (1165 amino acids)
Cellular component (GO): nucleus
Molecular function (GO): zinc ion binding; DNA-binding transcription factor activity, RNA polymerase II-specific
Source: RefSeq, a predicted model, not a curated record